Didymodactylos carnosus is the source of this 363-nucleotide messenger RNA. Lineage: Eukaryota; Metazoa; Rotifera; Eurotatoria; Philodinida; Philodinidae. The record is from the annotation of a GenBank genome assembly.
AUGGCUAAAAGUGUGACAAAUAAUUUUCUAAUCGAUGGAUUUCCACGUAAUAAAGAUAAUGUUGACGAUUGGAAUAAAGAUAUGGGUGAUGGAAAAGUAAAUUUACAGUGUGUGCUGUUCUUUGAUUGUAACGAAGAGAUUACUAUUCAACGGUGUCUUGAACGUGGAAAAAGUAGUGGACGAAGUGAUGAUAAUGCUGAAAGUUUAAAGAAACGCAUUCGAACUUACAAUGAAUCAACGCGUCCUAUCAUUGAUAUGUAUACUAAACAGAAUUUAGUGAAAACAAUUAAUGCAUCAAGAGAUGUAGAGACGGUAUUCAAGGAUGUUCAAAAAUUAUUUGAUGAAUUCCGUCAGCAGCGUUGA